Amphimedon queenslandica is the source of this 2026-nucleotide messenger RNA. RefSeq lists its product as uncharacterized. NCBI's taxonomy places the organism in Eukaryota, Metazoa, Porifera, Demospongiae, Haplosclerida, Niphatidae. Bases 132 to 1787 code for a protein of 551 amino acids. The transcript has 5 exons. The record is from RefSeq and is a predicted model, not a curated record.
GUUUAUAAUAUUUUAGUAAACUUGUAUGUUAUCUGUUGUAGCUGAUCUGAUUGGUUGAUACAUCCUACAAUAAAAAGGGAAUGCUUUUUCAUAAUUCCCCAGUGCACGUAGCUCCCUGUUAGCUGGCAAAGAUGGUCUCCUUUAUAUUUAUAUAUCUUUUGCUGUUGAUUUCUUUGUUACUGGUACACCCUGCAGUGAGCGACUGUCCUAAGCCAACAAAGGAGCGCAUUGAUGCUACUGGAGGAGCUUGUUUGCAAGGAAAUUUUGAUAAUUCAAUUACUUUUACCUGUCUUGCUGCUGGAAAUACUCAGGACAUGUAUAGAUCUGUCACAGUGUUACUACACAAUGGAACUGGAACUUAUGAGCUUGUGAUGCAGUGUCCUGGUAAUGAAUGGAGCAAUGAUUCUUGCAUGAGUGUAUCAGCUGAUGUCACUAAUGUAGCUAGGGAGGACUGUCUGGUAUGCAUGCACAGCAACAGUUCCAGUGAACCUGGAGCCUCUUGUAAUGAAUGUCCAUCAAUGUGUAGAGGGUCUGGUCGAUGUAUUAGUGAAACCACUUGCUGUCCUUUCUAUGAUGGACAAGGAUCCUGUACUGAUUCCUGUUCAACUGGUCAAGUCAACACCACUGAUUAUAAGUGUCAUAACUCCACAGAUAACCCCACAGAGUCUGUCUCAUCUAAAGGAGGGAUAUCAGUAGCAGCAUUUAUUGUCAUACUUGUCAUUCUUAUAUUAUUGCUGGUAGUGCUCACUGGCAUUAUUAUUGUAUUUCUUGGAAAAAUGAGAGCUCAUCGUAAAAUAGCCAAGUACAUAAUUGAAGGAAACUUCAAGUCAAUGAAAUCAUGCAUUCCCAGAUCUAACAAAGGACAGGAGCAGCAGAAUGGAGAAGUGGAGACAAGAAGAACAAGCAGACCUUACGUAGCUUGCACUACCCUCAAAGAGAGUCCGAUUGAACUGACUGAAGAAGAAGAAAAGGGACCUCCUUUACCUCCACGAUCAAUAUCCGAUGCUGAAGUUGGGUAUCAGAAAAUUGUUACAACUACAAAGCGAUCAGUCCACUUAUACAAUCCAGUAGUGAAUAGAUCAACUUCAUUACCUCGUCAGCCAAGCUCUGAUGAUGGAUAUGUGGACCUCAGGAAAAGGAGUCAAACAAUUCCUCAUGGAGAGUACGUGGAAUUGGACUAUCAGAGGUCAAGGAAAGGUCGCAAAGGAAAAGGUGACAUGGUCAAGACUCAAUCGGCUGCUGCCAUUACUAGGAUGAAGAUCAGAGGUAAAAAAGGAGCCUGCGCUGAUGAUGACGGUGAGGAGUUUGAAUACUCUUAUCCAAAAAUGUCUCCAAGGCUCAAGAGGAAGAUUGAAAAGAUGCAGCAGAAAGGCAAACCAGCGCCACAGCCCAAACCAACAGCAAAGCCAAAGAAAGGUAAGAAAAUGGUCAAGGCUCCGUCUGAAGACCAAGAUGGAUACGUUGCUACCAGUGAAAUUCAAGAGUUGAAGGCAAGAGCUAGGUUACAGAAAGAAGCUACUUUGGAUCAAGAUGGCUAUGUUGCUACUGCCGUAGUUCAUGAGAUGAAAGAAGAGGAAGUGAAAGAGAGGCCUAAACUACACAGAGGAGUUGUUGAUCAAGAGGGAUACGUAGAUUGUAUCAUUCUAGAGGAGCCUAAGGCAUCAGGUGCUGAAGGACCAGCCAAAAAGAAGAGAAAAGAUGAAAAAGGAGCUGAUGAAAGAGCUGGUCCCUCACAGUCAAGCUUGAGGAAGUUGUGGGAGAAAAAAGGAUUUGGGUUUAGAAAAUAAACACAAACAAUAACUGCUCAAUAUAAUGUAUAUGUUUCACUUUCCCUGGCCCUUUUGCAUGUCAAUGUGUGUAGGUUAGUCUUAAUAUUAGGUCCAGUCCAACUCUGUCUGUGUGUGAAUCUACCAUUGCUGCAAACUUUUGAAUAUUUUUGAUUUUUUAUUUAAGACAAUGAUGUCAUGUAUGUAUAAUGGUCAAUAGUUUCUUUCAGAUAUAUUUCUUGCUAUUCUUCCUUUCCCCA